Chenopodium quinoa (quinoa) is the source of this 1418-nucleotide messenger RNA. RefSeq names its product glycine-rich cell wall structural protein 1.0. The transcript has 3 exons. The record is from RefSeq and is a predicted model, not a curated record. Bases 369 to 980 code for a protein of 203 amino acids. NCBI's taxonomy places the organism in Eukaryota, Viridiplantae, Streptophyta, Magnoliopsida, Caryophyllales, Amaranthaceae.
CUGCUGACCAUUUGAUCAUGCACAUCCUUGGAAAUAAAACCUUGAUAAGUUGAUAUUCCCUUUUUUCAUAACUUCAGUCAAAAUUUAGUCCGUAUUAUUAAACACUAAUUCUCGUACGAGAUGGUGAUUUCAAUAAAUUAUCUAACUUGACUUUGCAUGAAAUUAAAUCUUUAUGGACUGGAUUCAUGCAUUUUAAUCAGAGUUAAUCUUUCACUAAUUAAUCUUCAUGAACAACAAAGUAUGACCAAUUGACCACUCCCAUCUAUAAAUACCCCAACUUGUCUCACAAAAAAAAAACAAUAUUACUUUAAUUUCAACUUACUACAUAAUUUUGCACUACUUAAAAAAAAAUCUAAGUGCUUUAUAAUAUGGGUGGCAAAGGCGGUGGUGGCGGAGGAAAAGGUGGAGGUGGUGGUGGAGGAAAAGGUGGAGGCGGUGGUGGUGGCGGCGGAGGAAAAGGUGGUGGUGGUGGCGGGGGUGGGAGAAGUGGUGGGGGAGGAGGAAAAGGUGGCAGCGGUGGUGGCUCGAAAGGAGGAGGUGGUUCAGGAGGUGGCUAUAUGGUUGCACCCGGGAGUGGUGGAUCGUCUUACAUAUCUAGGGGUGCAUUUGAGAGUAACCCAGGAGGUUACUUUUCUGGAUUUCAGGCUGGUGAGAAAGGGAGCAAGGAUUGCAGAUACCAGUCACGUACACUUUCUGAUACCUCUGGUGAGACAAAUUGUACAUUGAGACUUUAUAAUACGGGUGGCAAAGGUGGUGGCUGCGGAGGAAAAGGUGGAGGCAGUGGUGGUGGUGGCGGAGGUGGGAGAAGUGGUGGGGGAGGAGGAAAAGGUGGCGGCGAUGGUGGCUCGAAAGGAGGAGGUGGUUAUAUGGUUGCACCCGGAAGUGGUGGAUUGUCUUACAUAUUUAGGGGUGCAUUUGAGAGUAACCCAGGGGGUUACUUUUCUGGAUUUCAUGCUAGUGGAAAGGGAGCAAGUAACUAGCAAGAAGCUUGUUAAAUCUGGUAGUUAUAUAUAUCUAAGUAUGUAUUGUAAUAUAUUUUUAGUACUUUUGCAUGGAAUAGUUUAUAGUUCCAUGUGUUUAUGAUGAUGCUCUUGUUAUCUUAUCAAUCAUCACUAACUAUAUACUAAAGGCGAAACCAAAGAUGACAUGUGUCAUCUUUUGGUUAAAAUUUUUUCCACAAAAAGCCUUUUUUUUUCAUUUUUUUUUUUGCUUUUUUGUCAAAAAAUCUUAUUAGAGAAUAUUUACUAUAUACGUAAUACAAAGUAUAAUAUUUUCAUUCCUUUCUUACAAAAAUAAAAUAUUUUUUCCUUCCAAAAUAAUCAUUAUGUUUCUUCCUUAUAUAUAAUACUCAAAUAUCAAUUAUUUCAUUAUUUGAUAUGUUAAGUAUCUUUAAUUAUUUUAUGUAUGUAUAAUUUUGG